AUGGAGACCCUGUGCAGCCCAGCAGCUGAUCGGACCUUCGGGCCUUCCAUUCAUGGAUGUCGAUACUUGGACUUCACACUUCUUUUUGAACAGGUGGUGUUUAGCAUCAUUCCUUCAGCCUGUUUCAUUCUGUCGCUGGCUUGGAGACUCCUACAGCUCCUACCGCAGUCAGGGAAAAUUCGAGUGGCAUCGAACAAGUAUGCCAGGGUCUCAAUCCUGGUUAAAGUAACCCUGGGUAUUAGCUUAGUCUGUAACCAACUUGCCUUGCUUGUUCUCUGGGCAAUGGUCCCACAAUACCAGAAUGAAGCUACCAUGGCAUCGGUCUGCCUGUCUUUGACCUGCUCACUUUGCAUUCCAGUGCUUUCUUGGAAUGAGCACGUCCGAUCUAUCUCCCCUUCCCAUCUGCUUUGCUCCUACCUCAUGUUCAGUACGCUAUUUGAUGGGGUCCAGGCUCGAACAUUAUGGCUACGGAAUACUCCUACAAUUGCUGGGACCUUUACUGCAGCGCUGGGCAUUCGGUUUUUAUUACUCGUCGCCGAACUACAAGAAAAGAAAACGACUUUGAAAGCCCCAUUUGCUGCCUAUCCCCCAGAAGUAUUGGGAAACAUGCUAAAUCGAGUCGUCUUUUGGUGGGUGAACCCCCUGCUGGCCCGCGGGGCACGCGGCUUGUUAAGUCCGAACCAUCUCUUUCCUAUCGACCCAGACCUCGCAGCCGAGAAUCUGCAAGCAAAUUUCAGAGCAAAAUGGGCCUCCAGUAUGAUGGAUCCUCAUGGAAGCCAACAUAAGCUACUGCUGGCGAUUUUGUCUUGCGUUCGACGCACUUUGCUAUGGACAGCAAUACCUCGAAUCGGCCUGAUAGGCUUGAAAAUUUCCCAGCCGUUAUUGCUGAACCGUGUGAUCGAAUACCUCUCAGUCAACUCUGGAGACCGCGGUGUUGGAGGUGCCCUUGUUGGAGCCACAGUCCUAAUAUAUGUGGGCACAGCGGUAACAACAUCGCUCUAUAUGCAUGGCCUAAAUCGCGCCAUUACUAUGAUACGAAGCAUGCUAGUGAUUGCGCUUUACGACAAGACGCAACGUCUGGAUACCGCAACGGUCAAUAACUCAGCUGCCUUAACAUUGAUGAGUACCGACACUGAAAGUAUCUGCAAUAACUUUAUGCGUCUAGACGCUCUAUUCGCGUCUCCAAUCGAGGUCGGUCUGGCCAUAUAUUUUCUGGAAAGGCAAGCGAAAUGGGCAUGCUUGGCAUCAGUUGGGUGUACACUGGCAGCAGUCUCACUCAGCUAUAUCGUGGCCGCUCAUUCACCCUCACGCCAGAGGAUAUGGAAUCAGGCUGUUCAGAAGCGCAUAGCAGCUACUGCGUCAGUCAUUGGCUCAAUCAGGGGUAUUAAGAUGCUCGGUAUAUCCAGUUUCGUCCAGGGACGGAUAUGCGACCUACGCGACGCCGAGCUUCAACGCGCUCAGGGGGCUCGGAUGCUUCUCAUGUGGAGAAACGUCGUCGCUAAUAUACCGCAAAUUGCUGGGCCCAUUUUGACUUUCACGGUUUUCACAAUGCUUUCCGGAAGCGAUGUGAUUACAUCAACAAACGCUUUCACCGUUCUCGCCUUGAUUGCUCUGGUUACUCAGCCCAUUCAAGUCUUUGUCCAUGGCAUCACUCAAGUAGGGGUUGCCCUAGGCUGCUUCAGGCGGAUUCAAGACUACCUUCUACUACCAGAGGUAGAAGCAUCCAGAAUGUCCUACAAUAGCGACGAACUUCAUACGAUGGAUAGAGUGGUUUCAGGAAGCGAAUAUCAACUCGAGGCCCUCCCAAUAAGAGGGAGGUGUCUAUCGUUACAAAAUGCGAGUUUCCAAUACGCAGACACUACAACACCGAUUUUGACGGGAGUAAACAUCGUGCUAAAUCACUCUACAUUGACGAUCGUCGCCGGGCCUACUGGCUCCGGGAAGUCGUCGUUACUCAAAGGAAUCAUAGGGGCAGUACCUCGAAUUGCUGGUUCCCACCCGGAAAAUGUAGGAAUGGCUUAUUGUGCACAAGAACCAUGGUUGCCAAAUGUCUCGAUCAGAGAGCUUGUUAUCGGUCCUUUUUCUUGUGACGAAGAAUGGUAUAAAGCUGUCAUUCAUGCCACUGCACUCGACGAAGAUAUUGCAAUCCUUUCCGAAGGAGACAGGACGUGCGUUGGCUCUAGCGGGACUGCUCUAAGUGGUGGCCAAAGGCAACGUGUGGCUAUUGCACGGGCAAUUUAUUCGCGCAGAAAGCUCCUAAUCAUGGAUGAUGUACUCAGUGCUUUGGACAUUAUCACUGCCAAAAAGGUAUCUGUUCGCGCUUUUGGUCCCCAAGGCUUAUGCAAGAGGCACAAAGUCGCGGUCAUUCUCGCAUGCAGUGAUCCAGAGCGCAUUUACUCGCCCGAUGCUGUUUUGGUCAUAGAUAAUGGCAUCGUCAGAGGUGGAAGCUCCAACCUGAUAGAAUCCCGUCAGGAUCUGCCACGCCGACUUGGCGAUUUCUCAGUCUAUCAGUACUACAUGAAAUCUAUGGGCUGGAAAUCUUCCUUUUCCUUCUUGUGCCUAAUAGUCAUACAGGUAUUUGGGUCGAAGUUUCCUACUGUAUGGCUUCAGUACUGGUCCAACCACGACUUCAAUUAUUCCCUCGGCACCUACUUGGGUGUGUACGGAGUCUGCGCUGUUAUCCAGCUGAUUGGCACCGUCCUCAGUAUCACCUACCUCAUUAUCUUCCUAGUCACGAAAAGCUCCCGCCGGUUACAUCGCCAAUUGUUAACUGCCACAAUGAAUGCGCCAUACUCUUUUUUUACCACACACGACAGCGGAACGAUUCUCAACAGGUUCAGCCAAGACCUUUCUCAAAUCGACAACCAGUUGUCCGGCGCCCUUCUCAUGACCAUUUUCGGUGCAGGAACGCUGAUCGCCGAGGUCAUGCUUAUAGCUGCAGGAAACAAAUAUAUCGCUAUUGCCGUACCAUUUCUAAUCGCCAUGUUCUAUGCCUUACAGAACUUCUACCUGCGCACUUCACGUCAGCUGCGACUACUGGAAUUAGAAGCACAGAGCCCCCUCUAUACCCAUUUCCUUGAAACUGCUGCAGGUACAGACACAAUCCGUACAUUCGGGUGGCAAGAGACAUGGGCGACACGCUGCCGUCAAUUGACCGACAGGGCAAUCCAGCCUUAUUAUGCGUUCUUCUGCAUACAGCGAUGGUUGAAUUUCGUGCUGGAUAUUGCGGCAGCUGGAUUGGCCAUUGUUGUGGUCACGGUGGCGGUGACAUUAGGCUCAUCAACUGAUACCGGUGCGAUUGCAGUUUCUCUUCUCAACAUCAUAGGCUUCAGCAGCAGCUUGUCAUAUCUUAUCACCUCCUGGACACAGUUGGAGACCACCCUCGGUGCGAUCGUUCGUGUUAAGAGUUUUGAAGAGUCUCUUCCGGAAGAAGAUGCCCAAGGUGUGGAUGUUUAUCAAACGCCUUGCGAGGACUGGCCAUCUCGUGGAUCGAUCAGAUUCGAACAUGUCUAUGCAGGCUAUGGGGGGCAACAAAGCCCACAUAAGUGCAUACUUCGCGACAUUACUCUGACCAUUCAUCCAAGUGCCAAGGUAGCAAUUUGUGGUCGGAGUGGGAGUGGCAAGAGCUCUCUCGUCCUUCUUCUUUUCCGGCUUCUUGAUACCACAUCUGGUUCUGUUUCCAUUGACGAUAUCAAUCUGCGCGACAUCUCUUGUCGCAGUCUACGAGCUGGGAUUACUGUGAUUCCUCAAGAGUCUUUCAUAUUGCCAGGAACACUUCGCUCCAAUCUUGAUUUCGGUGAGCGGUUCCCCGAUGACGCCAUACUCUCCGCUCUGGAUACAGUAGGCCUAGGAGAAGAUCCACGUACCUGCAGACCUUAUUCUCUUGAUCUCCAAGUGAAUGCCGGGACCUUUUCGCGUGGCCAGUGCCAACUUUUGAGUCUGGCAAGAGCUCUUCUUCUCCAGGCUAGAACAAAGAUACUUGUUCUCGACGAACUCAGCGGCAAUGUUGAUAAUGACACGGAGCGGUUGAUGUUUCAUAUUAUAAAGGAUCAUUUCAAGAAUUCGACCGUGAUUGCAGUGACGCAUCGAUUGAGAUGUAUUCGGGGUUUUGAUCAAGUUUUGAUUAUGCAGGAUGGCUGUAUUGCGGAAACUGGGGGGCCAGCAGAGCUGCUCAGUAGGCCUAGUCUGUUCAAGGAGCUAUGGGACGAGCAGUGA
This is a messenger RNA of Aspergillus neoniger CBS 115656, 4215 nucleotides long. Its product is annotated as P-loop containing nucleoside triphosphate hydrolase protein. The record is from RefSeq and is a predicted model, not a curated record. Lineage: Eukaryota; Fungi; Ascomycota; Eurotiomycetes; Eurotiales; Aspergillaceae. Gene Ontology annotation, cellular component: membrane. Gene Ontology annotation, molecular function: ABC-type transporter activity; ATP binding; ATP hydrolysis activity. The coding region runs from base 1 to 4215 and encodes 1404 amino acids. Gene Ontology annotation, biological process: transmembrane transport. The transcript is spliced from 5 exons.